AUGACCAUUCCAAAAUCUUCAACAGGACAGUCGUAUCCGCCUGUACUCGACUACCGCAUUGUGCAGCUCAUCGGCGGAGGCGGUUUCAGCAAAGUGUUCCGUGCCGUCAACCCAUCCUCCGAGUCUCAUAGCGUUGCAGCCAUCAAGGUCAUCUCAUAUGCCCCGAACCGUUCCAACAAGUAUCCGAUCGACCGUCGAGCUUUGCAGAAGGAGGUGCAGGUACACUCUAUUCUCAAACACCCCAACGUCCUCGAAUUUCUCGGAGCUGUCGAACGCGGAGUGGACAAGAACGGAAAUGCAGGCAAAGAAAAGGGUAUCUUGAUGGGUGAAGCUGUCGCCACUACCAAGGAAUCCAUCCGGGCUCGCGACAAGGAACGCCAACAGAUGCUCAGCUCUCCCUCGCACGAUCAAAACUACGUACCGGGUCUUUACAUGGUGCUUGAACUCGGAGCUGGUGGCGAUCUCUUUGACAAGAUUGCGCCAGACUAUGGUGUUGAAGAGGAUCUCGCCCAUUUCUACUUUCAGCAGCUGCUGGCAGGUCUGGAAUACAUCCACUCCCAAGGCGUCACGCACCGCGACAUCAAGCCGGAAAACAUGCUGCUCGAUGCAGAGGGUAACCUCAAGAUUGCCGACUUUGGCCUCUGCUCCGUUUACAAGUACAAAGGCAAGGAGCGAGAGCUGACGGGUGCAUGUGGUUCUUUGCCUUACAUUGCACCCGAGAUGAACGGCAAACCGUAUCGUGGUGAGCCUGUCGACGUGUGGAGCUCCGGCGUGGUGCUCUUCGCUAUGCUCGUCGGCAGCACGCCUUGGGACGAGCCCACGUCCAGAUCGCCCGAGUACAGCGCCUACCGCACUGGAAAGCUGUUUGAGUACGACCCAUGGCCCAGGAUUCCUCAGGACGCGCUGUCGCUGCUCAAAAAGAUGAUGCAUCCCACUCCAGAGAAACGCAUCACCUUUGAAGGCAUUCGACGCCAUCGCUGGUUCAAGCGUGCUAACGACCUCAUGACGCAGAAGGGGAAAUGCAACGACCCCGUCAAUCUGGCAGAGAAACUCUUGCAGGGUCUUGCCGUCUCGGGCGACAUCAUAGUCGAAGUGAACGGGGCCGCAGCUGCUGCUGCACGUCGACUCGACCUUCACUCUGAUGGUCAGCGAGCACAGGUACCUGAGAACGUGUCCUUGACUCAACCGGAUGCAAUUCUAACGAGCUCCUUUGACUUGGCAGCAAGGGCUGUCGCACGUGGCUGGGCGGACGAUACAGGUCCUGGCGGAGGACUGCCUCUUCCUUCGUCAACUGCAAUGCCUGCGUUUGCCAGCGACGACAUGUCACGUCGCUUAGCCAUGAGCCAGCACAUUUCAUCGCGUCGAGCCGAAUUCUCUACCACCGCCAGUGGCUCGGGUUACGAUAUGGCCUUACCAGGCGCAUCACAAUUUACGCAAGCGCUCAAUCACUUUACCCAAUUUGAAGCGCUCACUCACGUUGCUGGUACCGGUAGUUCGCAUCUGCGCUUCUCGCCCCAUCUCACGCGUUUCUUUUCUUCGGCCUCUGCAGCAACGAUUCUGGCGCUUAUCAUUGAUGUGCUCGACAGACUCGCUGUUUUGAAUGCACACCAAGCGAUCGGCGAUCAGGAAGAGCUAGAGCUGGAGGAAGCGUACAACUUUAUGGCCGACGGAGAGCCCGAGACCACAGUUCCGAGCGACGACAGUUCUCGCCCGACUGGUGGCAGCAAGAGGCUUCUGAUCGGAUCUAGAGGCGCGCGUAUUCGGCUGAAGACUAUGGACAGGCGCAAGUGUGUCUUGCGAGGAGAAGUAUACGUCGAGAACCUGGCUGCACCGGAUAGUACGUCAGAUUCGGCAUCUGCACCGGAUCGAAAUGCAGCAAAGUGUCUGGUGGUGAUGAAGAAAGGCAAAGGCGAUCCAUUGGAAUGGCGGAGACUCUUCCGAGAGGUUUGCCGUCGCCCCGAGAUCAUGCAAACAAUCAUCUCGACGUGA
Molecule: messenger RNA, 1989 nt
Organism: Mycosarcoma maydis (corn smut)
Lineage: Eukaryota; Fungi; Basidiomycota; Ustilaginomycetes; Ustilaginales
Exons: 1
Coding region: 1-1989 (662 amino acids)
Biological process (GO): protein phosphorylation; mitotic G2 DNA damage checkpoint signaling
Cellular component (GO): nucleus; cytoplasm; site of double-strand break
Molecular function (GO): protein serine/threonine kinase activity; ATP binding
Source: RefSeq, a predicted model, not a curated record